Molecule: messenger RNA, 408 nt
Organism: Fragaria vesca subsp. vesca
Lineage: Eukaryota; Viridiplantae; Streptophyta; Magnoliopsida; Rosales; Rosaceae
Product: geraniol 8-hydroxylase-like
Exons: 1
Coding region: 1-408 (135 amino acids)
Molecular function (GO): iron ion binding; monooxygenase activity; oxidoreductase activity, acting on paired donors, with incorporation or reduction of molecular oxygen
Source: RefSeq, a predicted model, not a curated record
AUGCACCCAACAGUGCCAUUGCUACUUCCACGUAAAGCCAGUGCAGAAGCAGAAAUCGGAGGGUACAUUAUUCCUAAGGGUGCACAAGUUCUGAUCAAUGCUUGGGCAGUAGGCAGAGAUUCCAGUGUUUGGGACAAUCCAAACUUGUUUAUGCCGGAAAGAUUUUUGGGGUCCGAAAUCGAUGUUUUAGGAAGAAACUUUGAGCUUAUUCCCUUUGGUGGUGGGAGGAGAAUAUGUCCGGGUAUGCCAUUGGCUAUGAGAAUGUUGCCAUUGAUGUUGGGUUCAGUUCUCAACUGUUUUGAAUGGAAGCUUGAAGAUGGAGUUGUACCUGAGACUAUGAACAUGGAAGACAAGUUUGGCCUUACUUUACAAAUGGCUCACUCUCUGAGGGCUGUUGCCAUCUCGUAA